AUGUCCGUGAAAGAAGAAGACUCCACCAACACCGACGCCGACGUCGAAAUAGUCGAAGUCGACUCUACCGACGAGCCGUCGGCGUCUACUACCGAAGAGAGGUGUCCGGCGUGUACGGAGGGCGAGGCCGCGCCAGAGGAGAAGGAGAACUGGGUGAGGUGCGACGCGUGUAAGGAUUGGUUUCACUGGCGCUGUGUGGCCGUCGACGGCCAAGAGCUCAGUCAGAUAGACAAAUGGUUCUGCGAACCCUGUCGAGCUCAAUCACCUAAACACCGCGUAACGCUCAAACCGCCCACGCGCAAAUCAACGCGAAGGAAACCUGUACGGGAUUACGCGAACUUGAACAACGGCGUGACAGGCGACGCGUCGAAAUGGUCCAAGAUGUUGAACAGCGCAGCAUUGGCGCCCGACGCGUUUCCACGGAUGAAAGGGGCCGAUGUAAAUGCGGAGUGGCUGGAGAGAGACGAGGAGGCUAUGACCGUUCCUGUUCUCAUUGAGAGUCCGGAAGGGCUAGGCAUGGAUAUGCCCGACGAGAGUAUCACUGUCAAGGAUAUAUCGGAUAUGUUGGGCGAGGACACGUCGGUCGAAGUCAUCGACGUAGCAAGCCAAUCCGGACUCUCAGGCUGGACGCUAGGCAAAUGGGCAGAGUACUAUCACACGCCCAUAAGCGAACGCGACAAAGUCAGGAACGUCAUUUCGCUCGAGAUCAGUGGCACCAAGUUGGCCGAAAAGGUUCUGCCGCCGAGGAUUGUGCGCGAGCUGGACUGGGUGGAGAAGUACUGGCCGGCGAAUAAGAAGGGGAAGGGUACGGCGUGGCCAAAGGUGCAGCUGUACUGUCUGAUGGGUACACAGGACUCGUGGACGGAUUGGCAUAUAGACUUCGCAGGUUCCUCAGUAUAUUACCACAUCUUGAAGGGCGCGAAGACGUUCUUGUUCAUCAAGCCCACGCCCGCCAAUCUCGCCGCAUACGAGCGCUGGUCAGGUAGCGAGAUGCAAAUGAACACGUGGCUGGGCGACAUGGUAGACGAGGUCAUGAAAGUUGAACUUACGGCGGGGAACACGAUGAUCAUACCCACAGGAUGGAUACACGCCGUGUACACGCCACAGGACGCCCUGGUCUUCGGUGGAAACUUCCUACACUCGUACGAUGCUGCCAAGCAACUACGUGUACGCGAGAUCGAGAUUGCGACACGCGUGCCCAAGAAAUUCCGCUUCCCCUACUUCAUCAAGCUCUCCUGGUACGUCGGCGAAUCAUUCCUACGCUCCCUCCGAGCAAAGGAAGACUUCCCGCCGCGCGUCCUCUCCUCCAUCGAAGCCGUCUCCGUCUUCCUCGUCUCCCAAGCCCGACUCAUCGAGCGCGGCAACGAGAGUACGAAGAAGGAAGCUCGAGAGCAGGUCCCGGCGGAUAAAGUCAAGGACGCGUGUGCAGUGGCCAGAGAGUUGAGGUGGAGGGUAAGAUUAGCGAGAGGUGUAGACAGUGAUGGGGAGGAGCAUGAGGCGUCGCCUGCGCCCAGUGCUGGUACUGGCCGAGGACCUGGGCGGCCGAAGAGGAAGAGAGAGGUGGCGGACGACGGCGUGCAUGGUGGUGUACAGUUCAGGAACUUUCAGCCGAAGAGCUGGGAGGCCAUGAGCCAGAGCAGCAAGAGUGCCGAGGAGACGCGGUACCGGGCAAGACCAGAAGGAGAGCUCGCACAGGAUAGCGAGUGGUUGGUUGGUGGUGGCGAUGAGGACGUCAAGAUGGAGGAUGGCGAUGAGAAGGAGAAGGAGAAGGUGGUAGUCAGUACGAGAGAGGUUGUCACUGUCAAAGCGCGGAAGACGACUAAAGGACUCGAGCGACAUCGAGUAUCGUCCGUGCUCGAGACGUGGAGAUGGGAUUCGGCAUGA
Molecule: messenger RNA, 1884 nt
Organism: Peniophora sp. CBMAI 1063
Lineage: Eukaryota; Fungi; Basidiomycota; Agaricomycetes; Russulales; Peniophoraceae
Source: the annotation of a GenBank genome assembly